GUCCCGGUGGAAGGGAGUAUCGCGGAAAGGGGACUGCACGACUUUUCCCUGAAGCCCACCUGACAAUCGCUGUAUCAGGCAGCGAGCGUUGCCUGCCACCUUCACACCCUCCCGGUGUGCGCUUGAAGUCGCUUUGAGAUUGAAUGGGGUGGCUCGGGCAAUGACGUGCGUGGUAGGACAUGGGGAAUCCUGAGCCGAGCUGGAGAUGGCCAAAGCCCGGAACCAACUGGAUGCUGUCUUGCAGUGUCUGCUGGAGAAGAGUCACAUGGACAGGGAGCGUCUGGAUGAGGAAGCUGGGAAAACACCCUCAGACACCCACAAUAAGGACUGCUCCAUCGCAGCCACUGGCAAAAGGCCAUCUGCCCGCUUCCCCCACCAGCGGAGGAAGAAGAGGAGGGAGAUGGAUGAUGGGCUGGCUGAGGGAGGGCCGCAGCGAUCCAACACAUAUGUGAUCAAGCUGUUCGACCGGAGCGUGGACUUGGCCCAGUUCAGCGAGAACACGCCACUGUACCCAAUCUGCCGCGCCUGGAUGCGCAACAGCCCCUCUGUGCGCGAGCGUGAAUGCUCUCCCAGCUCACCCCUGCCCCCGCUGCCUGAGGAUGAGGAGGGCUCAGAGGUAACCAACAGCAAGAGUCGUGAUGUGUACAAGCUGCCGCCACCCACACCCCCGGGGCCACCCGGAGAUGCCUGCAGAUCCCGCAUCCCAUCUCCACUGCAGCCUGAGAUGCAGGGCACCCCUGACGAUGAGCCCUCUGAGCCCGAGCCCUCACCCUCCACACUCAUCUAUCGCAACAUGCAGCGCUGGAAACGCAUCCGCCAGAGGUGGAAGGAGGCCUCUCAUCGGAACCAGCUUCGUUACUCAGAAAGCAUGAAGAUCCUACGAGAGAUGUACGAACGACAGUGAUGUUCCCAGGUCCCCCCACACCAGUAAACAUCCCCCAGCUCCACA
Molecule: messenger RNA, 949 nt
Organism: Homo sapiens (human)
Lineage: Eukaryota; Metazoa; Chordata; Mammalia; Primates; Hominidae
Gene: LIN37
Product: lin-37 DREAM MuvB core complex component
Exons: 9
Coding region: 206-904 (232 amino acids)
Cellular component (GO): transcription repressor complex
Molecular function (GO): protein-containing complex binding
Source: RefSeq, marked validated